GUCAUAAGUUGCUUGAUUAGAAUCAUGAUUUUUUGGUGGAAAAAAGAAGCUAUUAUACCAAUUAUGAAUAUGAUUGCAAAGGACUGGAUAAUGUUAAAAAGUAAUCAAGAGAGGAACAUGAUGAUCCGAAGAGCACAGAAUGCACGUAUAAUUAUUAUCUGUUCCUAUUGUAUAAUGGCAUUAGCGUGUUUCUUCGUCGCAGUGUUACCUAUUUUUGGAAUGUCAGUAAGACUAACACCUAAUAUUACUGACCCAGGAAGAAUACCAAUGCCUUUACAAACCCAUUACAUUUACGAUAUAACAAAAAGGCCUCAAUAUGAAUUAACAUUAAUGGGUCAAGUCAUCUAUGUAGCUAUCGCUAUGAUGAUCUAUAGUGCAGUUCGUUAUUUGUAA
Molecule: messenger RNA, 393 nt
Organism: Acromyrmex echinatior (Panamanian leafcutter ant)
Lineage: Eukaryota; Metazoa; Arthropoda; Insecta; Hymenoptera; Formicidae
Product: odorant receptor 9a-like
Biological process (GO): detection of chemical stimulus involved in sensory perception of smell; sensory perception of smell
Cellular component (GO): plasma membrane
Molecular function (GO): olfactory receptor activity; odorant binding
Source: RefSeq, a predicted model, not a curated record